Molecule: messenger RNA, 3565 nt
Organism: Puntigrus tetrazona (Sumatra barb)
Lineage: Eukaryota; Metazoa; Chordata; Actinopteri; Cypriniformes; Cyprinidae
Gene: tmtops2b
Product: teleost multiple tissue opsin 2b
Exons: 4
Coding region: 450-1592 (380 amino acids)
Biological process (GO): G protein-coupled receptor signaling pathway; visual perception
Cellular component (GO): photoreceptor outer segment; membrane
Molecular function (GO): G protein-coupled receptor activity
Source: RefSeq, a predicted model, not a curated record
CGCGCGAUCGGCAAAGCUCGCGCGCCCAGCUGCUGAGCUACGGGUUCACAGCUGGGACCGGCAAGCAUUUUGCCCCUAGAAUGCAACUUUGCGCAGCAGACAAAUGAAGUAGCACCGUUCAUUUGAACGUCACGUAAAAAGCUGAAAACUGUUGAGAAACUCUGAUGGAUACUGCGCACUUUAAUGAGCAGUACAGGCUGCCUGCUACUUAGAGAGUCAGUUUGCGUGCCUCCUUUGAGCGUCAAGCCCAUCUGUCAGCAGUCCAAAGUGUCCUCAGAGGUGAAGCGCGCUGUCAGUGACAAUCAUCAUCAUCACCACCAUCAUCAUCAUCAUCUGCACCGAGUUAUGAUGCUGACGCGCCGCGCCGCGCCGACGCGUUCUUUAAAACGAGAGUAACCGGUGAAUUAGAGGCUGUCGCCUCUCGAAAUCCAGCACCAACUUUUCUAACUAUGUUUUUCGAGCAGGCUGAUUUAAACUACAGCUUUAACAUGAGCGAGGAAGACCGGCUAACUCUUCUGGACGGGGACUGGAGCGACUCGCCGGUGGAGACGCUCUCCCGCGCGGGCUUCAUCGCUCUGUCCGUGUUCCUGGGAUUCAUCAUGACUUUCGGCUUUUUCAAUAACUUCGUCGUGCUGGUCCUCUUCUGUAAGUUCAAGACGCUCAGGACGCCGGUUAACAUGCUGCUUCUUAACAUCAGCGUCAGCGACAUGCUGGUGUGUUUGUUUGGGACGACCCUGAGCUUCGCGUCCAGCGUGCGGGGACGGUGGCUGCUUGGACGGCACGGCUGCAUGUGGUACGGCUUCAUCAACUCCUGCUUCGGCAUUGUGUCUCUGAUAUCCUUGGUGGUUCUUUCUUACGACCGCUACAGCACAUUGACGGUGUACCAAAACCACGGUCCAGACUAUCGCAAACCUCUUCUGGCAGUAGGGGGUUCGUGGCUGUACUCUUUGAUCUGGACAGUGCCCCCUCUUCUGGGCUGGAGUAGCUAUGGUCUGGAGGGGGCAGGAACCAGCUGCUCUGUAUCUUGGACCGAGCGCACGGCCCAGUCUCAUGCCUAUAUCAUCUGCCUGUUCAUAUUCUGCUUGGGCCUACCAGUGCUCGUCAUGGUCUACUGCUAUGGGAGACUGCUGUACGCCGUCAAACAGGUAGGGAAGAUACGGAAGACAGCAGCGCGGAAACGGGAGUACCACGUUUUGUUCAUGGUCAUCACCACGGUGGUGUGUUACCUGCUGUGCUGGAUGCCGUACGGUGUCGUGGCCAUGAUGGCUACAUUUGGACGGCCAGGAAUCAUCUCACCUGUGGCCAGCGUCGUCCCAUCUCUCCUCGCCAAGAGCAGCACGGUCAUCAACCCACUCAUAUACAUCCUGAUGAACAAACAGUUCUACAGGUGCUUCUGCAUCUUGUUCUGCUGCCAGAGGAGUUCGAUGCAGAACGGCAAUUCCUCCAUGCCCUCCAAGACCACGGUCAUCCAGCUCAACCGUAGAGUCCACAAUAACACCGUCGCCUGCACCGCUCAGAUCUCCACCGGCAUACACAACCACGACUGCAGCACCGCCACAGAGAGAACCAACCCCCCAGAGGUCACCACCUAACCUGAGCCCAGCUAAACCUUGCCUUGCUUCCUGUGCUUCUUUCUUUUGCCGUUGCAACAGUGAAUUGUUAAUUAGAAAAAAAAAAGUGGAGUCAACAACGCAUUUCAUUGCUGAUUACUGGGGUCUUUUUGCUGCGUACUUUGAGUGAUCUCACUUUGCAGCAAAAAACCCAAACAACGACAUGCACUUAAAAAUACUACAGAACAAGGUGAAGUGACGAAGAAAAGAAAGUACACAGCAAGAAGUCUGAAGCAUAAGAGCAUUAUAUUAACGCUUCAGAUGAUGAGGUUUUAAGCACAUAGUUCAACGACAAAGACUUCAGAUCAGUUUUUCACCAAACUAAUCCAUAAACUCUAAAUGAUGUUCUUUUAUUACAACCAUUUAUAAUACUUUCUCAACAUUUAUAACAAAAGUGUCCUGACAGAAAGCGCAGGAGGAGAUGGAAGUUAUGUUUUCAGAGAAGAAAAAGACUAUAUUUAAUGUCAAUAUUUGUAUCAUCUUUUACAAAAGUAUACACACACUACAGUUAAAAUGCUUGGAAUUAGUAGAAAAAACAAAACAAAAAAAACUUUUAUUCAGUAAAGGAUACAUUAAAUUAAGUGAUGUUGAAGACAUUUAAAAAUGUUACAAAAUAUAUUUUACAUUUCCAUUCUUUUUCUGGCUGCUAAAUAUUUCAGCUUUGAAAUCAUGGGAAUUAAUUAGCCUACAUUAAAAAAAAAAAAAAAGGUGAACCCCAAACAUCUGAAUUAUAUUGUAACCUUUGUAUAGUAUUUGCAAAAAUGUUUUGCACAAAAUAUGAAACUUGCAUUUUUUCGAUGAUUUUAAAUUCUUAAUCUGAUAAUGUGCAAAGUAUUUAAAUCAAUUAUCCAAGUAUUUGCUGGGUUAUAUUUUCAUUUAUAUUCAUAUAAUUUUGUCUUUUAAAUAGUUUGAAAUGAUAAAUAUCAUCCUGUUCAUGUUUCGUUUGACUUGGUUAAGAUUACUGUGCAUGGUAUUAUUUAAAGGGAUUUUUAAAUGUCAAAACUUUUUUAUGAAACAAAUCGUCAUUCGUUUAGUCUUCAAAAAUCAUAGUUAUCUCUUUGUUGAAGAACUAGUUUUAAGCACACAGAUAUUGCACAAGCAGAUUUUCUUUUGUGUUAAUAUUCAUCAUACAAACUCUUAAGAAAAAGGUGGUUGAGAAAACAGUUAACAUGCAUAUACUACUGAGGUAAUUUCACAAAUUAUAUAUUAUGUUUAAAACGAGACUUGGUUCUUGGCUAGAACAACACUUAACCAUUAUUUGUUACCAAAGAAAGAGCACGGUUCCAAUAUGCCUCAAACGGUCCCAUUCCUCUCAGUUAUGUUCCUUAUGAUGAGUUAGCUUGCUAUCUGAGCCCAUAUCACCGAUUUAUGGAAAAUUAUUUUACCAUGAAGUAGUGGCACACUGAUCCAGAUGUGACAACGGCAGCGUUUCAGGAACUGCGCAAUAAGAAAGACCCUAUUUCCACAGGGGGAACCUUCAUCCUAAAACACAGACAUGAACAAUUCACCUGGGAUCCAGAAGAAGGAAUUCUCAGAGGGAUCCCCCCUCCCAAAAAAAAGGAGGAGGAAAAAAAAAAAAAAAAAAAAAAAAAAAAAAGGACUUUGGCUUUUGAAAUGUGCUGAAUGUAUGCCUGGCGCUGAAUAGUGUCUCUAAGGACUCGAUGACACUGCUCAAACUCUUCAACUUUCACCAGAAUGGACUGUGUAUAAAGUGCCAAACACACCAAUGAGAACAAUGUAUCGGUUUAUUUGUAAAAGUUAAAAAGAAAUGACCUGUAAUGACAUUACAAACUGGACUGAAUUUGUUGUGCCAUUUGUUGUUUAAGUAUAAAAGCAGAUCAAUCUAUGAAUAGAGCACCGCAGAUCGAUCUCGGAAAUCAAUGAGUUAUAAGUAAUGUGUGUAACGUUUUCUGUGAUUUUUAGAAAUGGGGGAGACAUAAACAGCCUUAAAUGUC